AUGGUUCAUGUGUUCUAUGCGCGAUACAUCUCUACAUAUUACGUACGAUAAAGAAUUUUUUUAGGGCAGCGGCAGAUUAGUUGCUGUCGUUUACAAUUGAUUGUAUCGAUUAUCACAUCGAAUUAAAUAGUCUAUUUUUUAACAGAAACUCCUUCGAUAAAUAAUUGUCUACUUAUUGUGGUAUGCUAAAAGGAACAUUAUAAAUUGACGACAUGGCACAAGAAGUCGAGGAAACCAUGAAACGUAUACAAUCUCACAAGGGCGUUGUUGGAUCCAUUGUAGUAAAUGCAGAAGGUAUUCCGAUUAAAUCGACUUUGGAUAAUACAACGACAGUGCAAUACGCAGGCCUGAUUAGUCAGCUGUCAGACAAAGCACGUUCUGUUGUUCGUGAUCUGGAUCCUACAAAUGAUUUAACUUUCUUACGUGUUCGUAGCAAAAAACAUGAAAUAAUGGUUGCUCCGGAUAAAGAAUUCAUUCUAAUAGUUGUACAAAAUCCAGUUGAUUGAUAUUUGCAGAGCGGAAUUAUAUAUUACAAUCCUUUCCUUUUAGGUUUUUACCAAUUAUUUUAUUUUUUAUUUAGUAUAUUACACUU
Messenger RNA from Polistes dominula (European paper wasp), 592 nucleotides. RefSeq names its product dynein light chain roadblock (gene robl). Gene Ontology annotation, cellular component: cytoplasmic dynein complex. Lineage: Eukaryota; Metazoa; Arthropoda; Insecta; Hymenoptera; Vespidae. The record is from RefSeq and is a predicted model, not a curated record. Gene Ontology annotation, biological process: microtubule-based movement.